Drosophila melanogaster (fruit fly) is the source of this 2321-nucleotide messenger RNA. RefSeq lists its product as uncharacterized. The record is from RefSeq and is marked reviewed. Lineage: Eukaryota; Metazoa; Arthropoda; Insecta; Diptera; Drosophilidae. The transcript has 4 exons. The coding region runs from base 950 to 1603 and encodes 217 amino acids.
UCUGCCAGUCGCUUCUCAGCAUUCUUCGCCUCUGGUUCGAAAUUCUCAGGCCGUUCAGAAAAGAAAAGCAUAAAGACCCUACCGAAUAAAGACCGUCGAACAGAGGAAGCGGGGGGCCAUCGAACAGAAGACGGAAAAACAGAAAAUAACAAACAUCCAUUUCUAUAUACCCAACAUCGACAUCGAGAUUCCACGUCGAGAUCGAGAUCGAAGAUGUGUAUAUGAACGCAGUUCCUGCUCGUAGACCGGUCGUCCGUAGUAGUAGCAUCGUUGUGUUCCACAAUUCCAAAGUUCAGUGAGUGGGCAAAAAAGGAAUCCGAGGGUGGUGGUGUCUCCGAAUCCGAAUCCUAAUCCGAAACCAAAACAAAACCAAAUCCUUUAUUACGAAUCCUGCGCGAAGGAGAGAGAAUCGAUCCAAGAUUUGUUGUAAUGGUGCACAGGCGCUGGAUUUUCUGUGAGAGCGGCGAGGAUCCAAACUUCAGGAAGGAGCACUACGAGUAUACCCAAAGCCAGCACCGAUAAUUCCAAUCCAAGACGAAAUUCCCCCCAAAGAAGUCCAUUCAACUUGCUGCAAUUAUUUGUGCCAACGAUCUCGAGAUCUCAUUUGCAACCGCAAAAUAAUCACAACAUAACAAAACAAAACAAAAAUAAAUUUUAAAACAAAAAAUCCCCCCACGAAAAACAAUUGAAACGCGUGCAUAAUUGCUAAUAUAAAACAAAAGAAGGAAAAACAGAAUUUCAGUGCUUUUUGUUUGUUUUUUUUUUUUUAUUGUUUGGCUUUUUGUGCUCCUCAAAUGUGAGGAAGAGAAUUCAAUCGAAGAAUUGCAAAAACGAAACGAGCAAAAGAGUGCGUGAGAUAGAGAGCAGAAAGAGAGAGGAAGAUCCACGGCGGCCAAAAAGCAUUUUCGAAAAAACAAAAUCGAGAGGAGUGAAUAGAACGAAUAUCGAAAUGCGCGCCGUUUACGACUUGUUGCUGAGCAACGCCUUUGAUCCCAGAAUGGUACUACAAAACCACAACACUGUGGUGGCCCGUUCCACCUUGACGCCGAACAGCAGCAGCCAGAACUUUGGCUCCCAACAUCCAGCUGGAACGCCCAAUGGAUCCGGAACCGGACGUAGUCCCCUGAACGCCGGACCCAGCACCCAACGUCCCAUUAUCGACCUGUUGGUGGCCAUGGUGGCCGUGCCGGUGCUUAUCCUCUGCGCCCUGCAGUUGGAGAAGAAUCUGCGGGACAAUAGCGUGGAGUCUCGCUGGUUGGUUUUCGCCCUGGGCAUCGGGAUGCUGGUGAUCAGCGUGAUCAUCUGCGGUUAUGUCACGCACCGCAUGGGCGUCUGCAUUUGGGCGGGACCCAUCGACGAGGCGGGAAACAGGGCCACCAAUGGAGCCAUGCCACAUAUCAACUCCCAGAACGAUGUGCUGCGCAUUGUCGACUCACUGCCGCCAAGUUACGAAAGCGUGGUCAAGUUCGAGCUACCGCCGCCGACCUACGAAUGCCUGGUCAUCAGCUGGGGUCGGUCGAAGGAUCUGGAGCCGGCACAGACCUCAGCCAAGCGAGGAGCUGGUGGAUCCAACUCCCCGCCCGGGUCCACCCUGCACAUCUAGGGUGGAAGUGGUGGCGAGGGAGGGAGUUGAAUGGAACUAAUGGAGCAGUAGAUGGAGGAGAGAGAAUUAAGAGAUUUUUUCCCAACUGGCAGCGCAACGGAUUUCUGUACUUGACCCACUUAAAAUAACCAUAUGCAAAAAAAACUGUAACAACGACAUCGAUAAGUGGUGUUCUGGAAACUCUGGUGUUUUCGAAAGUUCCCAGAGCAUUUAGCUGAAUACCGCCAUAUAUCCGUAUGUCUUAUUAUAAAUUGUAAGCUAACUAUUAGCUUGUCAUAGCAUAAUGGCAUUGUAUUUACUUUGAUUUUAAGCAGAUAGUAUUUUAACUCGCAGAGCCUAUCAAAAACGAUAUCGAUUCUCUCGCAGUGUACAUAGAGUUUUUUUUUUUUGAAACGCACAGCAUCUAGUCCAAAGUUGUAUAUAGCCGAAAAAGAAAUAACGGAACCACACAUGAUGCGCUCAUAUCAGUUUUAAACACAUAUAUUGUAUAUUAUUGAAUUAAUGCCAGGGCAGGGCGGCAAUCAAGCAACAAAACUACAGGGUAGUAAUUAGUCUUAGUCUUAGCGUAACGCCUGUAUAUAACUAUGUAUGUAUAUUUCGAUUACAACUACUUUUAUUAUAGCCACAUCGAUAGCGAUGUCGAUUGCCAACAAAUGUCGGAAAACGUUCAGAGUUGCUUUCCAGAAAUAAAGAAUUCCUAUUAAGUUUAUUGAAAUCC